GUGGAACGAAUUUAUAACCAAUCAACACGCGAGUUGUUUUUAAAUGUGUCGAAAACGAAAAAAACCAUCCAUGGAGCGCGCGCGGCUCGGUAGUGUUUCGACGGCGAGGCGGCAGCGUCCGUGUAUUUAUAGGAACCCCCCGUCAUGAAACGUUCCCAGGCGCUUCUCAAUAAGAAGCGUUGAGGCUGUAUGGAACGUCAAGAUGGUGCCUCUUGUCGUCUUAGCCAUCGAUCGCCGUCUGUCGAUCGAAACGGCGCGCCACAUCGUGCCAAUGGGUUGGGCAACGUCAAGCGACGCAUUGGACCUGAUGUUGAUGGAGGAAUACGUCCGCCGAUCCUGGGGGCGAGAGUCAGCAGUGCCCCGAAAUGGAAGAACGGUCAGGCGGUUGCCAUCUCGCUGCUACAAUGGAAUCCAUGGACACCACGAAAAGGCUUGCGUGACUGUCGCCGUGACGUCCUUGAGUUCGUUCGGCGAGAAGCAUGUGGACAUGGGACGUGCGCGACAAUCGCGCCGCCGCAUGUUCGGCAUUGACGCUCGCCGAUGGUGCUUGGGGGAAUGACUUGAUCCACUAUUGGUACUUCAUGGAGAUGCGGAAAUACCUCGUGGAAAACCCAGAAAAUACCAUGACGUUCUUCAAGGCGAUUGACAUGGAACGAAAAUGUUAAAUACCUGACCAAAAAAGGGCAAUAUUCGCGAAAUUUGUCAUCAUUUUUAUUCGAUAUGGCGA
Messenger RNA from Aphanomyces invadans, 727 nucleotides. RefSeq lists its product as hypothetical. Lineage: Eukaryota; Oomycota; Saprolegniomycetes; Saprolegniales; Verrucalvaceae. Bases 203 to 559 code for a protein of 118 amino acids. The transcript has a single exon. The record is from RefSeq and is a predicted model, not a curated record.